Molecule: messenger RNA, 1668 nt
Organism: Xylaria bambusicola
Lineage: Eukaryota; Fungi; Ascomycota; Sordariomycetes; Xylariales; Xylariaceae
Exons: 3
Coding region: 272-1387 (371 amino acids)
Source: RefSeq, a predicted model, not a curated record
AAAAAAAAAAAAAAAAAAAAAAAGACGGCCUUGCCUUCCUCAGAAGAUACGAUUCAUAUGUUCGAUGGUACACAGGGAGUCGCGACUUUGUCGACUGUACCGAUAUCAGCAGGCCGAUGAAUCGAAAAAACUCCACGCUUCUACCGACAUCUUCCACCCAUCAUGAAUGUUUAUGAAUUGAACACAAAAGCCAGCUAUCUGGAAUAUCAUUCAUACGCACUGUUUGUACCCAUUAAUUGUUAUUCUGUUGCCAUUACUCAAAAUUCGUAUCAUGGAGUCCAUGGGAGAUCUUGCGGCGGCCUUACCAGGUAAUGAAGAUACCGAGGUACAUGACUUUCUACUCAGACUACGACAAGCAUACGAGUCAGAUAUGCCGUUGUAUCCUCUUCAUCAUAUUCAAGAGCUGUUAGAUUUCGCUGCCUACCACAAGUCAUGUCCCUACGGUCUUGACCCAUCCUAUAUCGGUAUUGACUUUUUUGGUGAUAAGAAGCGCUUCACCUUCUCUGAAUCGGCAUUGCAAUAUGCAACCUUAGAUCUUUCGUCCAUCCAAUGGCUAAUCUGCAUGCCAUACCUUUGCAGCGACUCUAGAAACAUUCUUACGAGAGCCUUCUCACUUCGUCCCAUGGAUUACGGCGACUUAUUGGGUCCGAGUAUCCCGCAGAGUAACCGGACGCGGUGCUUUCAAAGACGGUUGACAGAUGCCCAACAGAUAUGGAAGCAAUCGAAGAUUAGGUCUAGGAUUGAAGGCUCUAUCCACAGAGCAUUGCGUCAUUGUUAUGUUCGCAGCCAUCAGCCAUUUACCAAGAUCCUAGCCAUAGGAUUAGGGUACCAUGACCCUUAUGGAUGGGUAUUUGGACAACAGCAUGCUUUCGUCUUAGAUCUCAGCCAUAAGUUACAGGGCCCAGAACCAAAUCUUCCCGAGGUGGAGGUAGUCUUUCAGGACCAUACUUACUGCGAUAUUAAUAUGAAAACUGCCUUGGAAAUGCUAGGGCCCUCGAUCAAGGUCAUUAGAGAUAAGAACUUUCGCCACGUAUUCAGUUUUGACGACAGCACUUUAAUAAUAGCGCUGAAUCACCUUAAGUUUCCGCUAAAAGAGAUCAUCGCUGAUUACGCGACCAUUAUCGGGCCGCACAUGCGUAUGCCUAGAGCCAUUAUCUGGGAGCAGGGCGUUCCGAUUACCUGGGAAGAAAUGGAGGGGCUAGCCAGUCGUUUGAAUGCGAAUCCCGAGAAACAGUGCGAACUCGAAUUCCGUCAAGAUUCUCCCCGAACCAACAGACUAGAGGCGCUGUAUGACAAAUUGGAAUUCCCUGCGUCGCAGAAAGAAGAUGAUGAGGAUAAUCCGUUUCAAGCAAAUAACAAACUUACUCUGUACAUGCGGAAAGAAUAACAGACGACUGAAUAGGUCUAUUACAUAUCAACAACAUCGAUCACGGCACCAACGGAUACCAGAACUCUUUGAGCCUAAUGGGGACUGAGGUGGAACCAAGGAUAGAGAGUGCUGUGCGUGUAUUUUAACACUUUGGUAGCACAGCCUGAAGAGCAGUGUUAAGAAUAUAGCUUAUUCGAACUAAGGCUUAGUCUCUCGAAGUGAGAAAAUCGUUCCCGAGUAGUAUUCUUCAUACAUACCCCUUACAGUGACCACUGAGGUGUGGCAGAAUUAAUAAUAAG